Branchiostoma floridae (Florida lancelet) is the source of this 948-nucleotide messenger RNA. RefSeq lists its product as uncharacterized. The transcript is spliced from 6 exons. The record is from RefSeq and is a predicted model, not a curated record. NCBI's taxonomy places the organism in Eukaryota, Metazoa, Chordata, Leptocardii, Amphioxiformes, Branchiostomatidae. Bases 325 to 948 code for a protein of 207 amino acids.
CCUUUGACCUUAUUGACCUCACGGCAAGCCGAGGCAUGCCUCCGUGUUUUCAUCGUAUAAUUUGACGUUUAUACCUGAAACUGCGACAUAUACUUCUAUUUCACGGUAUUUCCAUGUUUGCGAUACUUGACAGAAGACGUUUAUGCAUUUUGUGCCAGAUAUGAUAGAAAACGGCAUCAUCAGCAGCAUUUGUUUCUGACGGUUCCUCACGGGAACGCCCCCCUCCCCAUUAGCUGGCUGCCUUUCGCAUGACAACAUUCUACUACGAAUUAACUAAUGACAUGACACUGAUUUUAGCGGAAAGAGACGAUGUUAUUUUGAAAAAUGUCCACUGAGGAUUGUCAGGCGGAUCAGGAGACAGAAGAUACAAAAUUUGAGGAGGAUUCUGAAAGAGUGUGGUGUGUGGGUGACCGGUGUCAGGCUCCCUGCUCCUACGAUGACGGGUAUUACGACGCCAUCAUUCGGUCCAUUCAGACAACUCCAGCUAAAACGCCUCGAGUCACCGUGAAGUUCUGUGGGUUUGACUCAGAUGAGAACGAGGAUGUACCUGUGGCAGAGCUUAAGAAGUUAUCCAGGAGGGAGAAACCUCAAGCGUGUACUCCUGAGAGAAAUGUGGAAGGUCCCGCUGGUGACGUCAGCAUGUUCAGCCCUUUACAGGGAGAUGAAGCCAGGAAACAUCUGGGUGCCAAGUUUGCCAAGUUUGAAGACUCAGAUGAAGAGAUGACUUCCCCUCCACUGUGGCCUGUCGCCACACAGAAGUACAAACCUCUAAAACUCGGAAACAGGAAGAGAAGCAAACCUGCAGUACCGGGAUCAUCUGGCAGGGGGCAGGACAGGAGUCCCUGUCUCUCCUCAUCAAGCUCGUCUCACCUUUCCAGCCCCAGAGAGAACAGGGAAGAAGGAGACAGUACCAAGACUGGUGAUCACAGCUUCUGGAUAGAAGUAUGA